Molecule: messenger RNA, 965 nt
Organism: Jatropha curcas
Lineage: Eukaryota; Viridiplantae; Streptophyta; Magnoliopsida; Malpighiales; Euphorbiaceae
Product: two-component response regulator 24
Biological process (GO): phosphorelay signal transduction system
Source: RefSeq, a predicted model, not a curated record
GUGAGCAAAAAAACAAAAAGCCAGAAGAAAAAGGGAAGAAAAACAUGGCAUACUGAGCCGUUAAAGUGCAGUAUUAUCCUUUUCGCAGCAAAAAAAUCAAAGAUUCCAUAGAAACUUGUUGAUCAUGGCAAUCCUCAUAUAAGGAAAUAAAUCACAUCUUAUAGAUCUUGUAAAUUUUAACACAAUCCAACUUAUACUUUUCAUAUCUAAUAACAAUUAUUGCACUGCCCAUUGAAUGUUGUUUUUAAAGCUACAGAUAAAUUUCUUUCUCUUCCGCCAUUGAAAUGACACUUUCACUUUUCCUUCUUUCUCUUCACUCUCACCGCAACAGUCUCUUUUCUUCUCCAUUCUGAGACUGUAGGGUGGUGGGGAGCUAUAUUAUAUUAAAUUUAUUUAUUAGUUUAAUGGAGUCUGGAGCUAAUAAGAGAAAGAAGAUGGUAAGAAGAGAAAAAAUUACUGCAUUAGUUGUAGAUGAUGACAUUACGAAUCGAAUCAUCCAUCGAAGGCUUCUGCAACAUCUGGGUAUAGAAAAUCAAGAAGUUAAAAAUGGCAAAGAAGCUGUUGAUAUUCAUUGUCCAGGCACAUUUUUUGAUCUCAUUCUUAUGGACAUGGAUAUGCCCAUAAUGAAUGGCAUUGAGGCUACGAAGCAACUCCGGGCGAUGGGGAUACGUAGCACCAUUGUCGGUGUAUCUACACGGUCAAUCCAAGAACAAGUGCAAGAAUUUAUGGAAGCUGGUCUGGAUGGAUAUCAAGAGAAGCCAUUGACCAAUGCUAAGCUUAUUUCUAUUCUUGAUAAGAUUAAUCAUAAUGGUUCAUAGUCUCAUAGAUUAUAGGAUAUUUUUUUUUUUUUUGUAUUUUUCCUUUUUUAUUUUUUUUUAUUUUUUUUAUGUUUAGUGUGAUCCUUGUAAUAUCUUGAUAAGUGCAUGUAUUAUCAAUUUGGCAAAAUAAAAUAUGUUGCAUAAAAA